ACUCUGGUUUGUAAGCCAGUUUCAUGAAUCGUGCGAUAUUCCCACCCGUUUGGAACACUUGUUCAACGGACAUCCAACGAAAGAACCCGUGUCUCUUAUCCCGCACGGAUGUCGGACAGCGAUGAUCCGGAGACGUUUAGCGUUACUCCCAGUCUCCGCAAUGGUCUCAAUGGACCCAUUACUAAUCGAGGAAGCAUCUAGAGUCUUCAACCGGGUCGAUCUGAGGGGGUGAAACUGGAAAGGUCCAUUAGUAAAGCAAGCGGUGUAGACAGUGGAGAAGGAUUGAGGUUCUCUUGAAACGGGGAGAGGAAGAGAUAUAUAUACCCCGUAGACAUCGCCUCUCGGACUGUCCGGACAGACAAGCUUCAUCACGCAAUACACUACUAUACCCAAUUCACUCUCCAUCACCACCAACGAGGUUUCACUGCCCAUCAUGAGCUACACACUCUACGACGCCGCCAUCCUCCACACCAAGGAAGCCCUCAACUCCUUGUCCUCCAUCCUCAAGAAAGCCGAGUCCCACGCCAACGCCGCGUCCUUCACCACCGCCAAACUGGCCCCUGACAUGCUGGACCUGAGCUUCCAGGUCCACUUCACCACCGACACAGCGCAAAAGAUCGUCGCGCGCACAACCGGCACCGAGCCGCUGACCCUGUCCCGCGACGAGUGCACUACAUUUGAGCAGUACCACAAGAGAAUCGCGCAGGUUCUCGAGGUUGUGGAGAAGGCUGAUAGGGAACUUGUUGAGAAGCGUGGUGCGGAGGUUGUUACUAUUGGGCUGGGGCCGGGGAAGAGUGCGGAUAUGAAGGUUAGGGAUUAUGUGCAGGGAUAUGGAAUUCCUAAUGUCUUCUUUCACUUGACGACUGCGUAUGCGAUUUUGAGGAAGGAGGGUGUUGAGUUGGGGAAGCAGGAUUAUAUCGGUGCCUUCAUGAACCAGUACUUUUAAGCUCUGAUAGAGGUUGAGCUGGUGGAUUGGGAUUAAUAAAAUGUGAUUUGACGUUGACUGAGGGUAUAUGACGGAUAGUGAGCGUCUAUUGAAAGUGACCAAGAUCUAAACAUUUAAAUCACCUAACUUGAGGAUGAGUGCGUGUUGAACUUGAGAUAUUUUGACAUUAUUAUAAGUUUUUUGAUGCUCUUAAGCUUCGAGUGUUGAUGAGCCCUUGAUUGGUUCAUGCUAAGUUCAGGGUAGCUGUAGUUGUAGCUGAAACUGUAGUCAACAAGCUGUCACACAAGAGCAGAUCCA
Messenger RNA from Fusarium verticillioides 7600, 1243 nucleotides. RefSeq lists its product as hypothetical. The transcript has a single exon. The coding region runs from base 434 to 946 and encodes 170 amino acids. The record is from RefSeq and is a predicted model, not a curated record. NCBI's taxonomy places the organism in Eukaryota, Fungi, Ascomycota, Sordariomycetes, Hypocreales, Nectriaceae.